GCCACAGUGUGUAACGUUCUCUGGUUUCUCUGUUCAUAGACGAGGCGAGACUGAGAGAGUAGGGAGACAGACAGAGAGAGAGACAGAGAGAGAGACAGAGAGAGAGACAGACGGAGAGACAGACAGAGAGACAGACGGAGAGACAGACGGAGAGACAGACGGAGAGACAGACGGAGAGACAGACGGAGAGACAGACGGAGAGACAGACGGAGAGACAGACGGAGAGACAGACGGAGAGACAGACGGAGAGACAGACGGAGAGACAGACGGAGAGACAGACGGAGAGACAGACGGAGAGACAGACGGAGAGACAGACGGAGAGACAGACGGAGAGACAGACGGAGAGACAGACGGAGAGACAGACAGAGAGAGAGACAGAGACAGAGUGAGAGAGACAGAGAAGGACAGACAGAGAGAGACAGUGUGAGAGAGACAGAGAGAGAGAGAGAGACAGAGACAGACAGAGAGAGAGACAGAGACAGACAGAGAGAGAGAGACAGAGACAGACAGAGAGAGAGAGACAGACAGAGAGAGAGAGACAGACAGAGAGAGAGAGACAGACAGAGAGAGAGAGACAGACAGAGAGAGAGACAGACAGAGAGAGAGAGAGACAGAAUACGUGUCUGUCUGACCGUGUGUCAUGCGUUACCAUGACGAGAGAAGCACUCAUCAAACUCUUCAUCCUCAUCCUUCUCGCCUUUAUCAUCUGUCUCCCAGAGUUCUUCACUUCACACAGAGCGAGGGUAAACUUCCACUGUGUGACCUUUGACCCCUGUGGGGACCAGGAAGUGACAACGCAGUGCGACCCCGGGCUGACCCCUGCGGGACAGAGCUCCAACCGGAGCGCCGAGGAGAAGCCCGUCUGUCACACCGGGAGGACGGGUUCUGGAGUGAGCUGGUUGCUGUGUGACACAGAGACCCUCCGUGGCAACGCCUCGCUGUCAGGGAGGAGGGUGGCGCUAUCAGUGUUGUCUGAAGGAGAGAACGCGACUUUGUACGGCUUCCUGACAGAGAAGAAGAAAGAGGGGGAGGAAGAGGGGGAGGAAGAAGGACAAGGAUUCAUCUACUGCUGUUUUCGAACACCGCCCCUUUCCAUACCAACCAAUCACAGCCAGUGUCUCCUUCAUCUCCACACCCAAGGAACCAAUCAGACAGCUGUAAAGUCUGACCUGCCCUGGACACGGCCACCUAGAAGUGAGUGGUUGUGUGUCUUCAGGGUGGCGUGGUUGGUCCUAGUGGUUGUGGUCAUGUUGACCGUCCUCACCACGGUCCUGGGUCUGAUCUACUGGAGGACUCGCUGCUGUCGAAAGGAGCCCAGUGGGUUCCAGACCAGAGGAUUCAACACGGACCUCCCUGAUGUCUCUGUCUCACUACAUCACUCCUCAGUAUCUCGGACCUGCCUGGUGUGUUCCAGACCAGAGGAUUCAACACGGACCUCCCUGAUGUCUCUGUCUCACUACACUCCUCAGGUACCUCUCUCUCCCCCCUCCCAGAGGAGCCCAGUGGGUUCCAGACCAGAGGAUUCAACAUGGACCUCCCUGAUGUCUCUGUCUCACUACAUCACUCCUCAGGCCUGUUGUCACCUAUUCAUGAAGAGAAGACUGCAGAGGACGAGCCUCGUCAGGGUUACUACGGUAAUGACACAGCGCUCCACCACCGUGGCCACCCUCUCCACUCAUCCCUUUCUCCUGAAGAGCUCUAGAUGAACAGAGCAGAAGACAGGAACACCCUGAAUGCUGUCUUGAUGGGGGGGGGGGGUGGUAUUUCCCUCCUGGGUCCUGGAGAUCCUCAACAGACCCCCGAAGGACAUUCCCCCCCCCACGAGGACAAAGACUAGUUUAGGUUUAGGGAAAAUAGGAUUUUAUAUGGAAAAACAUUGUGUGUGUGUGUGUGUGUGUGUGUGCUGAUACGUACAACAGUGUGUGUGUGCGUGUGUGUGUGUGUGCGCGUGUGUGUAUAUAUAAAGACAUGGCUCUGAAACAGUCAAAAGGUUUAAAAAGGUAUUUUUAUUUUUUGUUGUUGGCAUUUUGUGAUUAAAGGUUCCGUUGUCAGA
Messenger RNA from Oncorhynchus masou masou (cherry salmon), 2053 nucleotides. RefSeq lists its product as uncharacterized. The transcript is spliced from 9 exons. The record is from RefSeq and is a predicted model, not a curated record. Lineage: Eukaryota; Metazoa; Chordata; Actinopteri; Salmoniformes; Salmonidae. Bases 651 to 1706 code for a protein of 351 amino acids.